AUGACGGUGUUACUAGAAGGACCCAAACCUCAUUUUGCAAAGUACUGGUAUGUGCUGGAGAAUGCUGGAGGAGACAUUAAGGAUGGCUGCCACCAUUAUGAAGGAGCUGUGGUCAUUCUGGAUGCUGGUGCUCAGUACGGGAAAGUCAUAGAUCGAAGAGUGAGGGAACUGUUCGUGCAGUCGGAACUCUUCCCAUUGGAAACACCAGCAUUUGCUAUAAAAGAGCAUGGAUUCCGUGCUAUUAUCAUCUCUGGAGGACCUAAUUCUGUGUAUGCAGAAGAUGCUCCCUGGUUUGAUCCAGCAAUAUUCACUAUUGGCAAGCCUGUUCUUGGAAUUUGCUAUGGCAUGCAGAUGAUGAAUAAAGUAUUUGGAGGUACUGUGCACAAAAAAAAUGUUAGAGAAGAUGGAGUCUUCAGUAUUACCAUGGAUAACACAUGCUCAUUAUUCAGGGGCCUUGAGAAGGAAGAAAUUGUUUUGCUUACUCAUGGAGAUAGUGUAGACAAAGUAGCUGAUGGAUUCAAGGUUGUGGCACGUUCUGGGAACAUCGUGGCAGGUAUAGCAAAUGAAUCUAAAAAAUUAUAUGGAGUACAGUUCCACCCUGAAGUUGGCCUUACAGAAAAUGGGAAAGCAGUAUUGAAGAACUUCCUCUUUGAUAUAGCUGGGUGCAGUGGGACCUUCACUGUGCAGAACAGAGAACUGGAAUGCAUUCGAGAGAUCAAAGAGAAAGUAGGCACAUCAAAAGUUUUGGUUUUACUCAGUGGUGGAGUAGACUCAACAGUUUGUACAGCUUUGCUGAAUCGUGCUUUGAACCAAGAUCAAAUCAUUGCUGUGCACAUUGAUAAUGGCUUUAUGAGAAAACGAGAAAGCCAGUCUGUAGAAGAGGCCCUCAAAAAACUUGGAAUUCAGGUCAAAGUGAUAAAUGCUGCUCAUUCUUUCUACAAUGGAACAACAACUCUACCGAUAUCAGAUGAAGAUAGAACUCCACGAAAAAGAAUCAGCAAAACGUUAAAUAUGACAACAAGUCCUGAGGAGAAAAGAAAAAUCAUUGGGGAUACUUUUGUUAAGAUUGCCAAUGAAGUAAUUGGAGAAAUGAACCUGAAACCUGAGGAGGUUUUCCUUGCCCAAGGUACUUUACGGCCUGAUCUAAUUGAAAGUGCAUCCCUUGUUGCAAGUGGCAAAGCUGAACUCAUCAAGACCCAUCACAAUGACACAGAGCUUAUCAGAAAGUUGAGAGAAGAGGGGAAAGUAAUAGAACCUCUGAAAGAUUUUCAUAAAGAUGAAGUGAGAGUUUUAGGCAGAGAACUCGGACUUCCAGAAGAGUUAGUUUCAAGGCAUCCAUUUCCAGGUCCUGGUCUGGCAAUUAGAGUAAUAUGUGCUGAAGAACCUUAUAUUUGUAAGGACUUUCCUGAAACCAAUAACAUUUUGAAAAUAGUAGCUGAUUUCUCUGCAAGUGUUAAAAAGCCGCAUACGUUAUUACAAAGAGUCAAAGCCUGCACAACAGAAGAGGACCAGGAGAAACUGAUGCAAAUUACAAGCCUGCAUUCACUGAAUGCCUUUCUGCUGCCAAUUAAAACUGUAGGUGUGCAGGUGAGUUGUGUGAAUCCAUUGCCCUGUGACAUAACUUUCUGCAGAUGUUCUUUUCAUUAUUGUUGAAAUAGGAAUGAUUUA
Myotis davidii is the source of this 1668-nucleotide messenger RNA. Its product is annotated as GMP synthase [glutamine-hydrolyzing]. The record is from RefSeq and is a predicted model, not a curated record. Gene Ontology annotation, biological process: GMP biosynthetic process. The coding region runs from base 1 to 1653 and encodes 550 amino acids. The transcript has 12 exons. Gene Ontology annotation, cellular component: cytosol. Gene Ontology annotation, molecular function: ATP binding; GMP synthase activity; GMP synthase (glutamine-hydrolyzing) activity. Lineage: Eukaryota; Metazoa; Chordata; Mammalia; Chiroptera; Vespertilionidae.